CUGCUCCACGUGUGUCGUCACUGCGAAAAAAAACCUUGUGCCUUUGUCGGUGCUGGGUUUAUGCAUAGCUGUUCCCGCUGCUGCCGUCGUUAGGAGCUGCUAUCCAUUAAAUCAACCGAUCUUCACCACCUCUUCCCGGAUUUCGGACGCCUUUGUGUCAUCCGUUUUCAGAAUAAGCCAUGCCAGCAGUUCCUUCAUCCAAAGAGCCGGCCAACUUGGCUACCAUUUGUCCUCAUGCUGCCAACCUGCAAAACCACUCCAAUGGAGAGGGCUCGUUGCCACUUAAAGGUAUGGACAAGAUCUCCAGAACAAAGGACGCAGAGGAGGACACAGAGGGAGCAGUUCAGAUCAACAGAAAGAGCAGCUCUCCUGAGAGGAAAUGGAUCCGUCCAGACCUUCCUAGCCGCUGCACAUGGACCCUGGGAGCUUCAAAAUCGGAGUCUCCUCAUUCUCAAAUUCCCAGAAAAACACUUCAGCCCAUUCUCCCAAACAUCCUGCACAGGAUCGGUGACACUCCCCUGGUGCGCGUCAACAAAAUCCCUAAAGCCUUUGGCCUCAAAUGUGAAUUACUUGCCAAGUGUGAGUUCUUCAACGCUGGUGGCAGUGUCAAAGACAGGAUCAGCUUGAGGAUGGUGGAGGAUGCGGAGAGAUCUGGCCUCCUCAAGCCUGGAGACACCAUCAUCGAGCCCACCUCUGGAAACACCGGAAUCGGCCUGGCCCUGGCUGCUGCAGUGAAAGGCUACCGCUGUAUCAUUGUCAUGCCAGAGAAAAUGAGCAUGGAGAAGGUGGAUGUCCUGAGAGCCCUCGGUGCUGAAAUUGUCCGUACUCCUACCAGUGCUCGCUUUGAUUCGCCUGAGUCUCAUGUGGGUGUUGCCUGGCGUCUCAAGAAUGAGAUCCCAAACUCGCACAUUCUGGACCAGUACCGCAACCCAAGCAAUCCUUUGGCUCACUAUGAAACCACAGCUGAAGAGAUCCUAGAGCAGUGUGGAGGUAAAUUGGACAUGCUGGUGGCAGGAGCAGGCACAGGAGGGACAAUCUCUGGUAUUGCCCGCAAACUGAAAGAAAAAUGCCCCAAUGUCAAAAUUGUGGGUGUUGACCCCGAAGGCUCCAUCCUUGCUGAGCCAGAGCAACUUAAUAAGACGGAUAAAACCCAGUAUGAGGUGGAGGGCAUCGGAUAUGACUUCAUCCCCACUGUGUUGGACAGAUCAGUGAUUGAUACCUGGUACAAGUCAAAUGACGAGGACUCUUUCAACAUGUCCCGAAUGCUGAUUAGAGACGAGGGCCUGCUGUGCGGAGGCAGCUCUGGUUCUGCCAUGGCUGCUGCAGUCAACGCAGCUAAAGAGCUCAAGGAAGGUCAGCGCUGUGUGGUCAUCCUGCCAGAUUCCAUUCGUAAUUACAUGUCCAAGUUCCUCAGUGACAAGUGGAUGGUGGAUAAAGGGUUCCUGAGAGAGGAGGACCUCAUGAUAAAGAAACCAUGGUGGUGGAACAUAAAGCUUCAGGGUUUGAACCUGUGCGCUCCGCUCACAGUCCUGCCCACAGUUUCCUGUCAGAAGACAAUCAAAAUCCUCAAGGAAAAUGGCUUUGACCAGGCCCCUGUGGUGGAUGAGGCUGGGUUAAUCCUGGGCAUGGUGACUUUGGGCAACAUGCUAGCAUCCAUUUUGGCAGGAAAGAUUGGGCUAUCAGACCCAGUGAGCAAAGUCCUCUACAAGCAGUUCAAACAAAUCCGUCUGACUGAUAAUUUAGGGAAGCUCUCCCGCAUUCUGGAAACUGACCACUUUGCCCUUGUUGUGCAUGAACAGAUCCAGUACUUGCAGGACGGCUCCGCCAGUCUGAGGGCGAUGGUCUUUGGUGUGGUGACAGCCGUAGAUCUGCUCAACUUUGUCACAGGGCGAGAAAGGAAGCAAUCCAUGUCAGAAUCACAGGAAGACCAGUGAAUGUCAGAUCACAUACAUUUCUUUUAAACCACUAAAACAGCAAUAAUGUUGGGUUUAGCAAAAAUUUUGCCAAAUCAGCUUUCUGUUAACUUUAACGAGUUAGUUAGUUUGCUCAUUGAUAUGUCAGGUUUAGUAUAGCAGUCUAAAAGAUGCCAUUUGUAUCUUUUAUUAUUUCUAGAACAUGUAUGUCAUGGGUAUGGUAUAACUGAAGUCUUACUAAAAACAGUAGUCUUCAGUAGUAUAAAGUCUAAAAACAGAUAAUAUUACUUUUUACCUGGUGAUUUCAUUUACCAUAUUGCAUUUAGUGCAGGAAUUAAUAAUCUUUAAAUUUGUAAUUUUGUUUACUAUUAAAGGUCUACUAAGGGUCUUACAAUGCCUUUUUGUUUUUCUGUCUUGUGUGUGUCUUUACCUGAUCUUAUUUCAGUAUCAUCAGAAACAAAAAAGAAAUUCAUGAAAGAUCUGUGAUUUCCUCUUAUUUGCCAUAAUUUGAAAGAGAAUUUUCUUUAUUUUUCCUUGAGCAAACUUUAAAUGAUGUGAUGCUUGGAAAGAAAUGAUGGUGCACAGAAAAAAAGAAAGCUGUGCAUGUAAAAUAAAGAAUUCAGUUUUGUAAAAUGUAAACAAAUAAUCAUGUACCCACCAUCUAAUGUAAUUAUGAAGUCAUGAUUAAAUCUUGCUUUUUCAUCAUUGUAUUGCUUUCAUGAAUGUGUAUGAUUAUAAACAAUAUAAAUAAAAUCAAUAACUUCU
Molecule: messenger RNA, 2678 nt
Organism: Cynoglossus semilaevis (tongue sole)
Lineage: Eukaryota; Metazoa; Chordata; Actinopteri; Pleuronectiformes; Cynoglossidae
Product: cystathionine beta-synthase-like
Exons: 15
Coding region: 180-1934 (584 amino acids)
Cellular component (GO): cytoplasm
Molecular function (GO): cystathionine beta-synthase activity
Source: RefSeq, a predicted model, not a curated record